AUGUCAGCCAGCAGGUGCGAGAUCAUGCCGGCGGCGGCGACAGCGGCGUGCGAUGACGGGCGCGAGGCGCCGACGAAGACGCUGAGUGAGUGGCUCCACAGCAAACCGCCGGCUAAGCUCGUGGGCGUCAUGACCGAGCUGCUGCACUACGCCUCCGAGUCGGGCAGGCUCCUGGACUCUGCGGUGACUGCCCUCGCCCAUCGCGGCUUGUCUCGGCUGCUUUCGCUGACGGAUGCAGAGGACAAACGCAUUCGCAUCAAGGCGGCAGAGUGCAUUGUUCGCUUUGCCGCUGGUUCGGAACUGGUUCAGAACAUCCUCGUCGAGCUCGAUGCCGGCUUUGGCUGGGGCCCGCUCUUUGUCAUCCAUCCCUCGAACAAGUACAAGGCCGAGCAAUCGCGCCAGCUAACCUUUCUGACGCUUCGCUACUACCUGCGCAACAACGCCCUGCCCUCGCUCAACAUCGAGCAGAAGCGAAUCUUUCUCGAACUCGCCACCACCGUCCGCGAUGUCGUCGACACCAUCGACGCUGUCGUCGCUGCAGAGACCCGUGCGCUCCUACUGGACUCGGACGAUGAGGCCGAGGCUGAUGCCGACGUCAGCGCCAGCCAAGCCACUAUUCCGUUGUUGUGGUGCUACCCGCGACCCGAGCCGCGUGGCUCGCGCCAUCUCGAGUCUUCGCUCCAUCGUUCCCGGGUCUUGUUCCCAGACCCAGCUAGCGCGCUCUUUGGCUUUGUGCACACCGCCAGGCUGCGGGCGGAGAACGCGAUAUCAUCAUCGUCGCUGGCAGAGCCACGGCCGCCAGCGGCCGCGUCCUCUGCGCCGCCGCCUGCGCCGCCGAUCAUCACCACCAUGCUGUCGGCCGACGGCUCGUCAGGCGGUAUUCUCUCGCCGCACUCGCUCGCGCUCAGCCGGCCACACACCUCGCGGCACAACGAGAGCCAGCCGCUGGUGACGCCUGAUCCGCCGUCGGCGCGCCAGGUUAAGCACGCGCGGAGGCUUUCGCUCUCGGCGCUCUCGACGUCAAUGGGCCGCCUGCGGCCGGUGCCGACCGCCACAUCGGACGAGUCGACUCCCGAGUCGCCACGAGCAAAGCGGCGAACACCUCGGCAGCGCCGGCACAUGUUUGGCUCAAUCCAUGAGCUCUCCUUCUAUCCGCGAACCAUCCGCCGUCUUCCGGCACACUUUUACGACACUGAGGAUCUGGUCGAUCUGCUCCGGAGCCGGCGGAUCGAUGAGGUCCGCCUCAACUACGUCCGGUUCCGCGACAUGGUGGUCGAGUCGGGUGGCCCGCGGUACCGACGGCGACUCUCGCUCCCGUCCAACUACAAGCACAAUCCAGUGCACUCGCUCGCUGUCUCAGUCCGGCUGCGUGCAUCGGCGGCGCUCGACGCGUCCGCGCUCCACCUGCCGCUGCAUGGUCCGUGGGACGAGGGCAUUGUGCCGCCGCUGUAUCUGGAAGACAUGCAGCCGGCGCUGGUCAUGACAGCCGGCUCACCGCGGUCUCCGCGCUUGAUGUACAUGCCGAGCACGACCAACAGCUCCAGCGGUGCGCUCACAACCGCCGAGCUCACUGGGCCGGACGGCGCAGAGGGCAGCAAGAGCGGGCCGGUAUUUGGGCGUGCCGAGCUUGCCGCAGCUGUGGCGCAGACGCGCACGCCAACCAAGGCGCCGCGGCCGUCGAUGCUGGAGACCUCUCUUGCUGCGUCAACAUCCGACGGCUCUGUGGUGAUGGCGAUGGUGAAGCCCAAGGGUGGGACGAAGGCUGGCGGACGGCCCAAGGUAGCACGGGCAGAGUCAAUGCGGCGGAUCCGCCGGCAGCGGCUGGCGCGCGAGCGCAAGCGCGAGUCGUCGCUUCUCGCUGGGAGCAGUGGCGGCGGGCACGGGCAUGGGGCGAGUCGGCGAGCGCAGUCGGCGCGGCCGCGUUCGCGGUCGGGAUCGCGACGGAUACUCUCGGGCGCUUCGCUCUCGACCGACGCGGCCGGCUCGAGCGGCGGCGACGGAUCGUCGAUGCGCGAGUCACGGGGCGAGCGGCGGCGGCCGUCGUCGCGGCUCCGGUCGGUCUUCCUCACCACUGUUCAAAAGGCUUCCGAGUUCUACGCCUUCCCCCUCGGGCCGCUCUUUGCGCUGCAAAUUGGUCCGCAGGCAGCCGAGCACAACUUUGGCUCGCAUGCCGUCCGGCGGCGGGUGCUCUCGCAGAGGACCGAAGCGCUGUAUCAUGGACAUGUCGAGGUCAAGCCGUAUAACACCGGCGUGGGUGUCUCCAAGGCUGCAAUGCAGGCCAGGCUUGAAGCCAUCACAUCGGGUCUCGAGAGCCGCGGGCACGAUCCAUCGCUCUCGUACGCCGAAGAGGACGUGCUGUACGACGACUCGUACGACCCGUUUGCGUCGAUGGUCGGCCUGCCCAACGGCAUGCUCAACGAGCCCAAGUCAAUUGUCUCGCCGUAUGUCUCACACGUCAAGGCCAAAGCCUCGAGCCAGCUCUCGAUCUCGCACUCGGUCUCGCCCAUCAAGAAGGAGCGCCCGCUCCUGCGCGACGAUUCGCCGCAGCCGGUCAUCGAGCGCUCGUCGCGCGACAUCAUGAUGUCGUUCCAGAACCUGCUCCGCACCCCGUUGGAGGACACUCUGCCGUAUGAUGAAGCUGACGGUGCGCUCCUCGACCUCGAGACGACAUCCCAUCGCGACGCGGCAACCCGUGGCAUGAUGGCCGCCGCCGCCGAGGCGCUCCGCCAGCCGUCGACGGGCUCGUCGACGUCGUCAACCGCGCUCCGCCCGCCUCGCUUUGUGCCCACCGCCGACGUCUUUCUCGCCCGCCCACUCUCGAGCUCCAACGCCCGAACUGCGCCCGCAGACAUCGACCCAUCGGUCUACCGCUUCAAUCUGGAUCCCAUCCGCGAAAAGCGCCGGAUCCAGGCAAUCCUUGACGCCCGCGCCGAACAGGAGCGCCGUCUCGCCGCCUCCCGGCGGGCCGCCCGCCGCAAGGCCGCCGCCCUCCGAGGCGAAGACUCGGACGAAUACUCUGACUCUGGCUCGUACUAUUACGAAUAAACAGAUGCAACGGA
Molecule: messenger RNA, 3059 nt
Organism: Thecamonas trahens ATCC 50062
Lineage: Eukaryota; Apusomonadida; Apusomonadidae
Exons: 2
Coding region: 1-3045 (1014 amino acids)
Source: RefSeq, a predicted model, not a curated record